Molecule: messenger RNA, 531 nt
Organism: Necator americanus (New World hookworm)
Lineage: Eukaryota; Metazoa; Nematoda; Chromadorea; Rhabditida; Ancylostomatidae
Exons: 1
Coding region: 1-531 (176 amino acids)
Source: RefSeq, a predicted model, not a curated record
AUGGGUCUCGGACGCCCCAUUCACGCUCAACGGAAAAAACAUAUCCAAAUGCACCAGCUACGUUUAUCUGGGUCGGGAAUUGAACAUGGUGAACGACCUGACCCCCGAGCUGGGCAGGAGGAGACGAACCGCUUGGGGAGCGUACAAGAGCAUCGAGGAUGUAGUGAAGAAGAUCAGGAACACCCGGCUCCGUGCUCACCUCUUCAACUCUUACUACUUCUGUGGUUGACCUAUGCUUUGGAAACCUGGGGAUUUCACAAGCAGGAAGAAAAUGUGGUGGGCGUCAUUGAACGCGCAAUUGAAAGAGUGAUGCUAGGAGUAUCUCGUUUCACGCAAUUGAGGGACGGGAUCCGAAGCUCUCCUCUACGUCAGCGUUCGAAGAUUAGAUACGCCGCCGCGUUUGCCAAGGAAAGUAGAAUAAGGUGGGCCGGACACGUGAUGCGCUUUAACGGCAAUCGUUGGACCGGAGUCGUGAGCGACUGGAUUCUCCGCGAUAUUAGGCGCACUACAGGAAGAUCGCUUACCCUAUAG